GCCACAAUCAUCAUGUCGCCAAAACCGCAGCAAGAAACGUUAGUCCAACCGGAGUCCCUAGGUGAUGCUGAUGCAGGAAACCGUGUGGUCAUCACCGGGAUGGCGGGGUCUUUCCCUGACAGCUAUAAUGUUAAGCAGCUUGAGGAAAUACUUUACAACAAGGUAAAUCCAGUGGGUUCAAGAGAACCGAGGUGGGAAUAUAACCACCCUGAGAUUGCAAAUCACACCGGCCAAGCUCCUGAUUUGAAGCAUUUCGAUGCUCACUUCUUCAAAGUGCAUUACCUACUAGCAAACGCUAUGGACCCAAUGUCCAGGAAAAUUGUUGAACAUACAUAUGAGGCAAUAUACGAUGCAGGUAUAUGUCCUGAACAGCUCAGUGGGAAAAAGGUCGGUGUCUACAUUGGCACAUGUAUGUCAGAAUCGGAGAAAGCCUGUUUCUAUGUUGCAACUGCUAAAAAUAAUUUUGGCAUUGCUGGGUGCAGCAAAUCCAUGUUUGCUAAUCGUAUUUCUUACUGGUUAAAUGUCAAAGGACCCUCAAUGUCUGUAGAUCAAGCUUGCUGCAGCUCAUCGGUUGCUUUACAGUUGGCAUAUGAGGCUAUUCGUCGCGGUGAUUGCGAAGCAGCUGUUAUAGGUGGUGCAAGUCUUUGUCUCCAUCCUCAACAAUCAAUUCAUACUUCAAGGGUUAUAGAUUUAUGUCCCGAUGGUAAAACAAAGUCGUUUGACAAGAAUGCUGAUGGCUGUGCUCUAUCGGAAUCUAUUAGUGUACUUUUCAUACAAAAAGCCAAAGACGCUAAACGUAUUUAUGCUGAAGUGCUUCACGUUAAAAAUGAAUAUACAGAAAUAGUCAAAACUGAAACCGGCCCAAAAUACGGAUUUUAUCGCGACGUUGGUGACAUGACUUAUUUCAUAAAACAAUUUUAUAAGGAAGCUAAUGUAGAUCCUGCAGAUGUUAAAUACGUUGAAGCUGUGGGUUCUGCAACAGGCGAAGUAGACAAAGUUGAGCUUGAAGCAUUUAACAAUGUGUAUUGUACACAAAGACGUGAAGAACCAUUGCUUGUUGGAAGUGUUACUUCUAAUAUUGGUUAUACUGCUGCUGCUUCGGGUAUCUGUUCUAUCCUUAAGGUUCUUCUGGCGUAUCGUAAUGGACUCUUAGCCGGAAAUCUGCAUUGCGAAAAUGUUCGUGACGAUAUAGAUGCACUUCGUGAUAAACGCAUUCAGGUAGUCACUGACCACAAAAAGUUCAACGGGGGAUACGUCGCUGUUAACGGAAUAUCUAUCACCGGUAUCAACGCGCAUGUACUUUUGAACAGAGUCUACAAACCCAAGGAUCUGUCUCGGUACCAGACUAGCAUACCACGUUUGGUCACAAUAUCUGCCAGACAACAGACAGCGGUAGACAGUAUUUUUAAGGACUUGAAAAGUCGUCCGGUCGAUCCAGAAGAAUUGGCUUUAUUCUAUAAUAUCCAUGAGAACCAUAUAAGUGGACAUCUGGGUAGAGGAUUUGCAAUUUUAGACACAAAUGAGGAUCAAGAGACAGUAUGCUUGGUGCAGAAGUCAGAUUACUUCGACGAUGCUAAGAAACCUUUGUGGUUUGUGUAUAGCGGUAUGGGCUCCCAGUGGGUUGGAAUGGGAGCCCAUCUCAUGCGUAUACCAAUCUUCGCUGCAGCCAUUGAAAGGACACAGUGUGGGUGAACUGGGCUGUGCAUAUGCCGAUGGCUGUUUCACCGCUGAAGAGAUGAUUCUGUCGGCUUACAGCCGUGGUCUGGUUUCUGUACAAACACCUUUUAUUCGCGGUUCCAUGGCUGCGGUUGGUGUGGGAUAUGA
This is a messenger RNA of Leptidea sinapis, 1824 nucleotides long. Its product is annotated as fatty acid synthase-like. Lineage: Eukaryota; Metazoa; Arthropoda; Insecta; Lepidoptera; Pieridae. Gene Ontology annotation, biological process: fatty acid biosynthetic process. The record is from RefSeq and is a predicted model, not a curated record. The transcript is spliced from 11 exons. Bases 13 to 1692 code for a protein of 559 amino acids. Gene Ontology annotation, molecular function: fatty acid synthase activity.